Prunus armeniaca (apricot) is the source of this 225-nucleotide messenger RNA. Lineage: Eukaryota; Viridiplantae; Streptophyta; Magnoliopsida; Rosales; Rosaceae. The record is from the annotation of a GenBank genome assembly.
AUGUUUGGUAAAGUAUUGGCUUUUCACUCGAUAACUUACCGAAAGGUUAAAGAGCGUGCUGUUGAAAUUGCCAAGGCCAUAGAUGACGAAGAUGGGUUGAUAGGAGCAUUGAAUGCCUUUCAUAGGCACUUUCCUCACAUUAGUCUACCACCCCCGUCAACUACUCCAGGGGAUGUUGGUCAUGUGGAUGUGGAUGACUUGUGGUCUUUAUGGAUAGAGAGCUGA